Prunus armeniaca (apricot) is the source of this 339-nucleotide messenger RNA. The record is from the annotation of a GenBank genome assembly. NCBI's taxonomy places the organism in Eukaryota, Viridiplantae, Streptophyta, Magnoliopsida, Rosales, Rosaceae.
AUGAGCAGCGAUGAUAACAAUAUGCACAAAGCUUUGUCACUUGUAUCAUAUGCAACCCCAAAUUAUCCAAGAAGCUUUGUUAGGAGGAAACAGAAGCCUAAAAGGUUCUUUUUAGGGUUUAGGGUUCAGGGGGCAGGGAUUCUGACCGGGAACGAGAUCGAGAAGAGGCUGAGAGGGACAGAACCAAGGACCGAGGUUAUCGUUCCAAGGAUAGAGCAAAAGAUUCAGGGGGGCAUUUGGAGAAAUCAAGACAUCAAUCGUCCCGAGAUCGCGACUAUCACAAUUCCUCCUACUCUUCACGGGAAAAGGAUCGCCAAGACAUCUCUCUUUUUCACCUAA